This is a messenger RNA of Formica exsecta, 1912 nucleotides long. RefSeq names its product serine/threonine-protein kinase 16. Gene Ontology annotation, biological process: protein phosphorylation. The record is from RefSeq and is a predicted model, not a curated record. Gene Ontology annotation, molecular function: protein serine/threonine kinase activity; ATP binding. Bases 216 to 1157 code for a protein of 313 amino acids. Gene Ontology annotation, cellular component: cytoplasm; Golgi apparatus. NCBI's taxonomy places the organism in Eukaryota, Metazoa, Arthropoda, Insecta, Hymenoptera, Formicidae. The transcript is spliced from 6 exons.
CGAACGCGGCCUUAGUAGUUCGAAAAAUUCUCAACCUAAUCUAACCUAGUUAUAAUUGACGUGUCAAAACCAAAACGUUUGUAUGCUCUGAGCAAGAGAGAUCGGAGGGAUAUUUUUCUCGCCAGAUUUAUUUUGAUUUUUAUCGCGAUGAGAUAAUCAACAACUGUGAGAAUGAAUAGUCUAGGUUUAAAUCUAAUUUUAAGAAUGGGUUGUAUAUGCGCCAAAGAGACCAUUACGGUAAACUCGAGGAAGUACAGGGUCCGCGAACAUCUCGGCGAAGGGCAAGUUUAUCAGAUAAAUUUAUUAACAAUGGGUUCAGCACAGUACUCUUAGUUGAGGAUGUUAUUACACACAAAAAGUAUGCUAUUAAGAAAAUUGUUUGCUAUGGAUCAGAAGACCAACAAUUAGCAAUGAAAGAAGUUGAGUAUUAUAAACUGAUAAAGCAUCCAAAUGUUAUAGAAUGUGUAGAUUCGGCAUGUAUGGGUACAGCAGACCCAAUUCUUAAUACGACAAGUGAAGUGUUGAUUAUUUUACCAUAUUAUCAUAAAGGAACUUUAGCAGAUGAACUGGAACAACGAGCAACGAUUUGUGAUUAUUUGAGUCCUAUAGAUAUUCUCAGCAUUUUUCUACAGAUUUGUGAGGGUGUAAAAGCACUUCAUGAGGCUAAACCAGAACCUCUUGCUCAUAGAGAUUUGAAAACUGCAAAUAUAGUACUUAGCGACGACAGAACACCUGUCAUUAUGGAUUUGGGUUCCAUGGCAUCUGCCAGAGUUCAAGUAUGUGGUACUCAAGCUGCACGUGUUUUACAAGAUUUAGCAGCUGAAAGAUGCUCCAUGCCAUAUAGAGCACCAGAAUUAUUCAAUGUUGAGAGCUAUUCUAUGGUUGAUGAACGAACAGACAUUUGGUCAUUGGGGUGUAUAUUAUAUGCAUUGUGUUACUUUAAAUCUCCUUUUGAUACCGUUUACGAACGUGGUGACAGCAUAGCUCUUGCUGUGAUGAGUGCACAUGUAACAUUUCCAGAAAAUACCCCAUAUAACGAGGAUAUGCGGGACUUAAUCCUGUCAAUGUUGAAAGUCAAUCCAAUGGAACGUCCAUAUAUAUAUAGUGUAAUAGAAAGUGUACACGAUACCAUUGCCAAAUUUGAAGGUAGAGUGUAAUUGCUGACAUGGCAUAUGAUACUGCUAUGCCUUUAAGAAAUAUCAUGCGAUGUUGAGCAAUGCAUGAUAAAAAGAAAGAAAGAGACACAUGCAUUAUCAAUUUAUACAGGCCUAUAAGCAAUAUGAAAAAAUAUCGUGAAUCACAAUCACAUACAUUGAUAGAUUAUAUUUGUAAAAAAGAAUGUCGGAUGAUCAGGGGAGAUCACAAAAAUAAUGAAAAGAACAUUAUUUUCAGAAACAUCAAAUACACAUGAUAUAAAGAUUAAAAAUUCAUGCAUUUCUCAUGUAAUUUACAAUUAUAGUGAAUAAUUUUGCAUUGUAAAAAGUAAAAUAAGGAAGAAAAACAAUAUUUUAAUAUAUAUAUGUUUAACAGGAGAGAAGAAAAGUAUAUAUUAAUAUUAUAUAUUAUUUAUUUUUCAAUGCACAGUGCGAUCAGAUGUGUUAAAUGCAAAAAAAUUCUUUUUAUAUUCAAAACGAUUUAAACGUAAAAAAGUUCUUUUCAUAUUCAAAACGACUCUUAAACACAAAAAUAUUACUUUCAAUGUUCAAAGAAAUAGUGUAAUAUAUUUAAAUUCCAUUAUUUUGUUGGUGAGAUUAUAUGAUAUACAGCUGUAAUUAUUGUUUCUAAUAUUGUAAUUGGAAAGAUUUUUAUAUUUUAUUUUGUACUUGUUUUAUUUUAUGAUAUAUCAUUAUAUUUUAUCAUGUCCCAAUUCUGUCUAAAAGGUACAAUUGGAAUAAAGAUAGAUCUAUAAUUA